Molecule: messenger RNA, 1236 nt
Organism: Coffea eugenioides
Lineage: Eukaryota; Viridiplantae; Streptophyta; Magnoliopsida; Gentianales; Rubiaceae
Exons: 9
Source: RefSeq, a predicted model, not a curated record
AUGUGGUCUAAGCAUGCUGAUAGGAUGUUACGUGUGCCUGAGGUUAAUUCUUGCAUGGUUUGUUGGACAUCUCAAGUCCAACUUGUCGAGGCAUCGCACGUUAAGACAACUUGUGGCAGUGGACUAGCAAAGAAGUUUCGCAUCUUUGUUUUUUCUGAUUUUCAGGGCGUUAAGGUGACUGCACUUGCGAUUGAUGAGAACAUUGGUCGUGUUACCAAUCUUCUUGUGCCGUUUAGGGAGUAUCGCAUUUCAAGGGCUCGUGUUCAUGAGAUUCCUGACUGUUCUUUGGAUGUUGGUUGUUAUCGCUUUUAUUGGGUUUUGACUGCUGAGACUGUGAUUAAGGAGGUGAUCGUAGUUGACCCUCCAAAGCUCCCAUCUUAUUUUCGUUUGCGCUCUAUCGCUUCAUGUGAUACUGUUGCUAACACAGAAAAUUUCAUAGAUGUCAUGGGAAUUGUUUUGUGUGCUUUCCCUGCUAGAGAAGUGCAUUUUGAAGGAGGGCCAUCUGUUGCGCGCGACUAUGUUAUUGUUAACUAUGAGCUUAGGCCUAUAAUCUUGACCCUCUGGAAUGAGUUCGAAUCCAUAGAAGGUUCUGAAAUAAUGGCUAAUAUUGCACAAAAUCCAGUUUUGAUUUGUAUCCGCCUUAGGGUGCUUACGGAUAACUAUCUAUCAUUAUCAACUCAGUCUUCAUCUGUGAUAUUGGUUUCGCCGAUUGUGCAAGAAUCUAGGAACUUGCGGGCAUGGUUUCAGACUAAUAGUUCCGAGCUCACACAAAUGGUUCACGAAAGGAGUUAUGCUAAUCCAUAUGUAUUGCUUCCACCAGUUGCUUCUAAUCGUAUAAGUCAGAUCUCAUACAUUGGUCAGGCAACCAACUUUUUGAGUUGCUUUUGUGUUUGUAAUGUAAGGGCUUGUGUGACUCUUACUAUCAAAGAUGACACCGGUUCAGUCAAUGCAAUUGCCAUGGGGGACGAGGCCGAGAAGCUCAUAGGUAUCAAUUCUCACCGUUUGUAUCAAGCUGACCAAGAGAAUGUUCAUCUUAUUGAUCGUGCGGCAAAUGCACUUAAGGGAAGAGUAAUGCUGUUCUAUGUUAAGCAUUCGAGCUACGCUGUGAGGGCUACAAAGGGUGCUCGCUAUACAAUAGUCACUUCCUAUGAUAUCGAUGAAGUCCUGUAUCCUGAAUUUCUUGCAGUUAGACAGCUUUUCCCUGUAAAGCAAUCUGAAUCUCUUGCAGUUAUGCAG